Molecule: messenger RNA, 1255 nt
Organism: Nerophis lumbriciformis (worm pipefish)
Lineage: Eukaryota; Metazoa; Chordata; Actinopteri; Syngnathiformes; Syngnathidae
Product: claudin-8-like
Cellular component (GO): membrane; bicellular tight junction
Molecular function (GO): structural molecule activity
Source: RefSeq, a predicted model, not a curated record
UGGGCUCCUCAGAUUUGAGAAAGUUCUGCCAGUGUGCUUGUUGGCACGAUGGCCUCCUACACGGCUUACAGCGGCUACACCAAGCCACCGCCGCUCUCCUACACGGGCUCCUACUACAACUAUGAGCAGAAGCGGCCCCAGACGGCGUACACAGACUACCAGGACUACCAGGACUCGCUGUACGAGGAGAAGAAGAUCAUCGAGAUGCGGAAGAAGAAGUACGCCUUCUGCUGUGAGGUGGUGGCUCUGAUCAUCGGCUUCAUCGGACUGAUCGGCGUGGCGGCCGUGACGGGUCUUCCCAUGUGGCGGGUGACGGCUUUCAUUGAGGAGAACAUCAUCGUCAUGGAGACCCGCUGGGAAGGACUGUGGAUGAACUGCUUCCGACAGGCCAACAUCCGGAUGCAGUGUAAGGUCUACGACUCGCUGCUUUUCCUGCCGCCCGACCUGCAGGCGGCCCGCGGACUCAUGUGCGCGGCGGUGGCUCUGACCGUCUUCGCCCUGGUUACCUCGGCGGUGGGGAUGAAGUGCACCAAGGUGGUGGACCACCGCGCCCGCACCAAGCACAUUGUUUUGGUGGCCGGGGGGUCCCUCUUCCUGCUGGCCUGCAUCACCACGCUGAUCCCCGUGUCCUGGACGGGCCACCGCAUCAUCCAGGAGUUCUACGACCCCCUGCUCAUCGACGCCCAGCGGCGGGAGCUCGGCGAGGCUCUCUACAUCGGCUGGGUGACCUCGGCCUUGCUUUUCGCCGCCGGAGUGAUCCUGCUGUGCCGCCACGCCCCACGCACCCAGGAGCCCGACCAGAGGGUGAUAUACAACCCCAGCUCGUACCCCUACCAGCCCGGUUCCACCUACCAGCCGUACACCUACCAGCCACCUUACACCUACCAGCCGUCCUACACCUACCAGCCCGCCUACUCUGCACCCCCGCCAGGGUCUGUGGCCUACACACCCGUCCAGUACUAGUGAAGGAUGGUUCUUUGGUCUAUGCUUGCCAAAAUAGCUGGCACAACGGUUUCAAUUGAAAAGGCUGAGUCUUGCAUGACUUCCUCAGAGAAGAUGUCGAGUAUUGUCGCACCUGGGAUUUAUGGAACUGUUGAGUUUCUCAGGAAAGUUUUUACGCCGCCAUGACAGAACUUUGACUCGACUAUCGCGGACACAGGCUCUGUUGUGGUUUUCAGAGAACUCCAGAUGAUUUCUGACUUGUAAAUACUUGAUUUCAAAAACCACCACAAGGGUCAAUAAAUGGUACAGUUGA